AAUUCUGCCAGUGUAGACUCAAUGUUUCCCUUGCACUCUUUGGAACAGUGAAAUGGAGCUUCUUCUGGGCCUCCUGCUUGGGGUCAUUGGAGUUAUAGGGAUUCUUCUCCUGUUGCUUCUCUCCUGCGCAAUUUAUUAUGAUCUUUCCAGGAGUAAAAUUCCAUCUGGAUUUGAUUGUCCAUUAAAGCUUCGGGUCAUUCACUGCAAUGUCAUUAUGGUGAUCAUUGUGGCGAGGUGUCUUGAACUGAUGGGUGUCUGCAGCCAGUUUGCCUUUACCCGCUUCCUCCUGAGUUUCCGGAAUCCAAGAAUGGAUCCCAGCCUCUCUGCCAAAGAUCUGCAUUUUGACGGGGUUCCUGUGAGGGUUUAUCAGCCCAAAACACCAUCUGCUGGCCCAAGGAAAGGAUUUGUGUUCUUUCAUGGAGGUGCUGGGAUGAUUGGGAGCAUUGAGUCUUACCAAGAUGUCUGCAGCAAGAUUGCCAAGGAGACUGAUUCAGUGGUUGUGUCUGUUGGCUACCGCUUGUCUCCUGAGCAUCUUCCUCCCGCUCAGUACAAGGACUGCCUUGCUGCUACCAUACACUUAAUUCAAAAUGCAGCUUCCCAUGGGGUGGAUCCUUCCAAGAUCAUCAUUGGUGGGGACAGUGCGGGGGGCAAUUAUGCUUGUGUUGUUGCCCAGAAACUGGUGGAGAGAUCAGACCUUCCAAAGCUACGGGCUCAAGUGCUUAUCUAUCCUAAUACACAGGCUAUGGACAUCAACCUGCCUUGCCAUCAACAGAGCAACUCAAUGCCCAUCUUGUUCCGGGAAAACGUCGUUUACUUUGGCCUGAAGUACAUUGGAAAGGACACUUCUUUGGCAGGCCAGGUCCUGAAGGGCUCUCAUGUGCCAGAUUCAAUGAGGCUGAAAUAUGGGAAGUGGGUGAGUCCAGACAACCUUCCAGAGAGAUUUAAGGCAAGAGGCUACAAACAAGUCCCACUUGCUCCUUAUGAACCUGAAGUCUAUAGGCAAUUAUCAGAGCUAUUGGAACCUGAUAUUUCUUGCCUUUUUGCUGAGGACUCUGUCAUCCAGAAGCUUCCUGAAACCCUAUUGGUGAGCUGUGAGUACGACAUAAUACGAGACGAUGGACUGCUAUACAAGAAACGUCUGGAGGACCAUGGGGUGAAAGUCAGCUGGUUCCAUGUUGAGAAUGGGUUUCAUGGGGUGAUAAGCCUCUUUGACUCAGGUGUCUUCACAUUCCCUGCUGCAGUUGAAUUAAUGGACAGCAUCAUAGAUUUUGUCAAAAACUUAUGAGAGGAAAUCUCUUGAAUUUGUGGGUCAUUCAUAAGGAGGCGAGAAUCUGCCAACUUCAGCUUCUGAUAGUUUCUCAUUUCCCAAUAUUAUAUUCAUUUCUCCAUAUUUCUGCAGCAAAAUGUGGUUCU
Podarcis raffonei (Aeolian wall lizard) is the source of this 1413-nucleotide messenger RNA. Its product is annotated as arylacetamide deacetylase-like 4. NCBI's taxonomy places the organism in Eukaryota, Metazoa, Chordata, Lepidosauria, Squamata, Lacertidae. Gene Ontology annotation, molecular function: carboxylic ester hydrolase activity. Gene Ontology annotation, cellular component: membrane. The transcript is spliced from 4 exons. The record is from RefSeq and is a predicted model, not a curated record. The coding region runs from base 53 to 1285 and encodes 410 amino acids.